Penicillium diatomitis is the source of this 1470-nucleotide messenger RNA. Its product is annotated as damage-control phosphatase ARMT1 family protein. The transcript is spliced from 6 exons. The record is from RefSeq and is a predicted model, not a curated record. Gene Ontology annotation, biological process: DNA damage response. NCBI's taxonomy places the organism in Eukaryota, Fungi, Ascomycota, Eurotiomycetes, Eurotiales, Aspergillaceae. Bases 1 to 1470 code for a protein of 489 amino acids. Gene Ontology annotation, molecular function: phosphatase activity. Gene Ontology annotation, cellular component: nucleus; cytoplasm.
AUGACGGCUUCCCCAGCUUUCCUCAAUUCAAAGCAAUUAAAUAUGGAAUUUGAUCCAAAGACACCCCAGUAUCUCACCUCGGACCCAUCAAGCUUCGCGUCUGUCUCCGCCGACGACCGAUGGCCCGUCAUCCUUACCGGUGCUAUUGAUGACUUGGCUCGGUCGGUGAGCGCUGUCUCGGAUGAUGAGAAAGCCAAGGAAGGCAAGGGCAUUAUUGAGAAGCUGGCGACUUUGAAGUAUGAGUUGCAGCAUGAUCGGCAAUUAAGCCCCCUCGAAGACGAUGGUGCGUCGGAUAUCGCAUCGUACAAUGAGGAGCUUGUGCAGCGUGGAAAUCCCAAGUGGCACGAUGCCCCUUGGCUAUUUGCCGAAUGCUAUCUUUACCGCCGAAUGGAGACCUUCUUCGCCCUGUCCAAGCACUGGAAGGGGUACGAUGUCUUUGCACGCCAAAAGAUGUCAACCUUCAAGUCCUCCCGACCGGCCGUGCUAGAGCUCGCCGCACGAUACCGCGAAUUGGCCCAUGAGGCGGAGACCGGGAAGGGAGUGGAUGGACGAUCUGCGGAACAAGUUGAACAAGCUGAGAAGCUCCUCUUCUCGGAAAUGUGUGAGAUCUGCUUAUGGGGCAAUGCCACCGAUCUCUCCCUCCUGACCUCCCUUACGUACGAGGAUAUCCAGAAGCUGCAGGGAUCGGAUGCGCGAAAAGCAUCGCAGAAGAACAUCCUCGUCAAUGACCUCGACGCUGCAUUCAACGUCAUGCAAAAAGCUCGUACCGAGAAGAAGGACGGCGAGCGUCGUGUCGAUAUUGUCCUGGACAAUUCUGGAUUCGAGUUGUUCGUCGACCUCAUCCUGGCUGGGUAUUUGCUGUCUGUCGGCCUGGCCACAACUAUCGUUCUGCAUCCCAAGCGUCUGCCAUGGUUCGUUUCAGACGUUACACCAAAAGACUUUUCAGACCUUCUCAAUUCGAUGGUCGACCCACAAGCAUUCUACACGGCUCCUGACGAGUCGGGCAAGACGUAUCCCCCUCUUUCGGAGAAGGAGGUGCAAGAUGUGAAGUUCCUCUUCGAACAGUGGAGUCAAUUCCACCAAGAUGGCAAGCUCAUCGUGCGUCCACAUUCCUUCUGGACUACCCAGGGAUCUUUCUGGCGUAUGCCGCACGUGGCCCCGGAGCUCUUCGAGGAUCUCAAGGAAAGCGAGCUUGUCCUAUUCAAGGGCGACUUGAACUAUCGCAAGCUCGUCAAUGACGCUCAAUGGGACCCAAAAACUCCCUUCAAAACUGCCAUUGGAUCCUUGGGGCCAAAAUCUGGAAUCCGUGUGUUGGCAUUCCGUACGUGCAAGGCGGAUGUGGUUGUUGGCCUGCCUCAAGGCGAAGACGAGAGGCUUCGCCAGCUUCCUGGAGGCGGCGGUGCCGAGUCGCGAAAGUGGGCGUGGACUGGAAAAUGGGCCGUGGUGUCUUUCUGUGAUGGUAAGGCUUGA